AUGUCUCCUCCUCGGCUCACUGGAGCCCUGCGCUCCUUCUCUAACGUCAGCAAACAGGAUGAUUUAACGCAGGACAUUUAUGAUCUGAAGACCAAACGCUUAAAACGACAGGAAAUAUUUGCCCGUGAUGGUCUGACAUGGCAGAAGAUAGUUCAGUUCUUCACCCAACAUCUACAGAAGAAAGAUCAGCCGGUGGCCACUCAGGAGCUCAAGAACAUCCUCCAAGCAGCCAAACAGAUCGUCGGUACAGAUUUCGGACAAGACACCAUUGAAAGUGCCGGGGUCUUCUUGUUUAAAACAUUCCACAACAAAGACCAAAUCGGUCAUGAGGAAACCCGGGCCAUAAAACACAUGUUUGGACCGUUCCCGGCGUCUGCUGCUGAAUUGUCCUGUGCAGCGGUGGGCCGUUUAGUGGCUCAGAUCGGAGAAUCUCAGGUGGAGGCUUUCAUACAAACGCAGAGUUCCCUCAAGACGCCGGAUCGUGGUUCUGUCUUUGGCCGAAACAUUGCUUUCUCAUUUGACACCUAUGUGCUGGAUGCUCAAGAUGAUUUUCCCUGGUCAGAUGGGACUGAUAUGGAACAGACGGUGGACUUUCACAGCUUUCUCAAUAAUAAUGUUGGUGAGAGAAGAGUUGGAGGUGUUUACUCUGCAGAAGAACUGGAGCAGAGGAACACAGACGGUUCCAUUCUGAGACAGGAGGUGGAGAAAUACCUGAAUGAGGGAAAUAUGGUGUCUUCCAGUGCCGAGGAGCUCUCCACCUCUCUUUUCGAAAUGCUGGCCUCCACAAGAAGCGAUGACGAACUACAAAACGAGCUCUUUGAGUUUCUGGGUCUUGAGGGGUUUGAGAUGAUCUCCAGGCUCCUUCAGAGAAGGUCGGACAUUGUUGAUGCUUUGGUGUCCAUCCCAGCAGACAGCAGGCAUCACUUCACAUCAGGAAAGCCUAAAGGUCUGCGAGAUGAAUCCAACAUGCCCACAUACGGCUGUCAGGUGACCAUCCAGUCUGAGCAGGAGAAACAGAUGAUGAAGAUCUACAGAAAAGAGGAGAAGAAGGAGAGAAAGCGCGAGAGACGAGGAGAUGAUGGGGAAUCCUCUGAAAGUGCGUUUCAUUUUGACCCCAUGGAGCUGAGACUGCAGAGGGAGCAGGCUUUGCUGGCAGCACGCUCGUCUCCAGUUUUGGGCCGGCACAGAGAUUAUGAGCGCAUUCGCUACCCUCACGUAUACGAUUCUUACGGCGAAGCCACCAAAACAUCUGCGUUCAUCGGAGGAUCCAAGAUGCUGCUGCCCGAGGGGAUCAGAAGAGACAAUAAUAAGAUGUACGAGGAGGUGGAGAUCCCCCCCAACGAGCCCAUGCCCAUCGGUUUUGAGGAAAAAGCAGUGUUCGUCUCGGAGCUGGACGAGAUCGGCCAGUUGGUGUUCAAGGGCAUGAAGAGGCUGAACAGAAUCCAGUCUAUAGUGUUCGAGACGGCUUACAACACCAAUGAAAACCUGCUCAUAUGCGCCCCCACCGGUGCCGGAAAAACCAACAUCGCCAUGCUCACAAUACUACACGAGAUCCGCCAGCACCUACAGCCUGGAGGAGUCAUCCGCAAGGACCAGUUUAAGAUUGUGUACGUGGCUCCGAUGAAGGCCCUGGCUGCUGAGAUGACUAAUUACUUCAGUAAGCGAUUGGAGCCUUUGGGCAUCGCCGUCAAGGAGCUGACGGGAGACAUGCAGCUGACCAAAGGAGAAAUCCUGCGCACUCAGAUGUUGGUGACGACUCCAGAGAAGUGGGAUGUGGUGACCAGGAAGAGUGUGGGCGAUGUGGCUUUAUCUCAGGUGGUCCGGCUGCUGAUCCUGGAUGAAGUUCAUCUCCUGCAUGAGGAUAGAGGGCCUGUUCUGGAGAGCCUGGUGGCCCGGACACUGCGCCAGGUGGAGUCGACCCAGAGUAUGAUCCGAAUACUCGGUCUCUCUGCAACGUUGCCAAAUUACCUGGACGUGGCGACUUUCCUCCAUGUGAACCCUUUCAUUGGAUUGUUCUACUUCGACAGCCGUUUCCGUCCUGUUCCACUUGGCCAGAGCUUCGUUGGCAUCAAGACUACAAAUAAGGUCCAACAGCUGCACGACAUGGAGGAGGUUUGUUAUGAAAAAGUCCUGAAGCAGAUUAAAGCGGGUCACCAGGUGAUGGUGUUUGUGCAUGCCCGAAACUCCACUGUCCGCACCGCCAUGAGUCUCAUCGAGAUGGCCAAAAACCGCGGAGAACUGUCCUUCUUUCAGGUCGACCAGGGUGCAGACUACGGCCAGUGUGAGAAACAGAUACAGCGCUCCAGAAAUAAGCAGAUGCGAGAGAUGUUUCCUGAUGGAUUCGGGAUUCAUCAUGCUGGAAUGCUGCGUCAGGACCGCUCCCUGAUGGAGAGCAUGUUUUCCAGAGGAUACCUGAAGGUUCUGGUGUGCACGGCCACACUAGCCUGGGGAGUCAACUUACCUGCACAUGCCGUCAUCAUCAAGGGCACUAAUAUCUAUGAUGCGAAGCGUGGAACUCUGGUGGAUCUGGGCAUCCUGGAUGUGAUGCAGAUCUUCGGUCGUGCCGGACGGCCACAGUUUGAUAAAUAUGGAGAGGGAACCAUCAUCACAACACACGACAAACUCAGCCAUUACCUGACACUGCUGACCCAGCAGAACCCCAUCGAGAGCCAGUUCCAGCAGAGCCUCGCUGACAACCUCAACGCUGAGAUCGCUCUCGGGACGGUCACCAAUGUCGACGAAGCCGUCCGAUGGUUGAGCUACACAUACCUGUAUGUGCGAAUGAGAGCCAAUCCACUUGCCUAUGGGAUCAACCACAAGGCCUAUCAGAUGGACCCGCAGCUGGAGCUCUACAGGAAGGAGUUAGUGGUGGAGUCCGGCAGGAAGCUGGAUAAAGCACGGAUGAUCCGAUUCGACGAGAGGACCGGUUACUUUGCAUCUACAGACCUCGGCAGGACAGCCAGUCACUUCUACAUUAAAUACAACACUAUUGAGUCGUUCAAUGAGCUGUUCAAUGCGCAGAACACUGAAGCAGACGUGCUCAGCAUCGUCUCCAAAGCUGAAGAGUUUGAGCAGAUCAAGGUGCGGGAUGAGGAGCUGGAGGAGCUGGAGAAGAUGUUGUGUAAUUUCUGUGAGCUGCCGGCGUCUGGAGGAGUGGAGAACGGCUACGGCAAGAUCAACAUCCUGCUGCAGACCUACAUCAGCCGUGGAGAAGUGGACAGCUUCUCACUCAUCUCUGACCUGUCAUAUGUAGCGCAGAACGCAGCUCGUAUCAUGCGGGCUCUGUUUGAGAUGGCUCUGAGGAAGCGCUGGCCGGCCAUGACCUACCGCCUGCUGAAUCUGUGUAAGGUGAUGGACAAGCGUCUGUGGGGCUGGGCUCACCCGCUCAGACAGUUCAACACACUUCCGGCUUCAGCGCUGGCCCGGAUGGAGGACAAGAACCUCACCAUCGACAAACUCAGAGACAUGGGCAAAGACGAGAUCGGUCACAUGCUGCAUCACGUGAACAUCGGUCUGAAGGUGAAGCAGUGUGUUCAUCAGAUUCCCGCCAUCCUGCUGGAGUCCAGCAUUCAGCCAAUCACCCGCACCGUUUUGCGCGUCCGCCUCAGCAUCACCCCAGACUUCAGGUGGAACGACCAGGUCCACGGUUCAGUUGGAGAGCCCUGGUGGUUAUGGGUAGAGGAUCCCAUCAAUGACCACAUCUACCACUCUGAGUACUUCCUGCUGCAGAAGAAACAGGUUGUGAGUGGAGAGCCGCAGCAGGUGGUCUUCACCAUCCCCAUCUUUGAGCCCAUGCCUUCUCAGUAUUACAUCCGCGCCGUGUCUGACCGCUGGCUGGGCUCUGAAGCCGUGUGUAUCAUCAACUUCCAGCACCUCAUUCUGCCAGAAAGACACCCGCCACAUACAGAGCUCUUGGAUCUUCAGCCGUUGCCGAUUACUGCUUUGGGAAACAGGGAGUAUGAGAGCCUGUACAAGUUCACACACUACAAUCCCAUUCAGACGCAGAUCUUCCACACGCUCUACCACACAGACACCAAUGUCCUGCUGGGGGCUCCAACCGGCUCCGGAAAAACCAUCGCUGCAGAGAUGGCCAUAUUCAGGGUCUUCAACAUGUACCCCACCUCAAAGGUGGUCUACAUUGCUCCUCUCAAAGCUCUGGUUCGAGAGAGAAUCGAGGACUGGAAGAUCAGAAUAGAAGAGAAACUUGGGAGAAAGGUGGUUGAGUUAACUGGUGACAAUACUCCGGACAUGCGAGCCAUAGCACAGGCUGACCUGAUCGUCACGACACCAGAGAAGUGGGAUGGAGUGAGCCGCAGCUGGCAGAACCGCAGCUAUGUGCAGAAAGUGGCCAUUCUCAUCAUUGACGAGAUCCAUCUUCUGGGUGAAGACCGAGGGCCGGUUCUUGAAGUCAUUGUGUCCAGAACCAACUUUAUUUCAUCGCACACCUCAAAAACGGUCAGAGUAGUAGGACUGUCCACCGCGCUGGCUAAUGCACGAGAUCUAGCCGACUGGCUGGGCAUCGGACAGGUGGGACUGUUUAAUUUCCGGCCCUCUGUUCGCCCGGUGCCAUUGGAGGUUCAUAUUCAGGGCUUUCCGGGGCAGCAUUAUUGCCCUAGAAUGGCCACCAUGAACAAACCAGUAUUCCAAGCAAUCCGUACCCAUUCUCCUGCCAAACCCGUCCUGAUAUUUGUGUCGUCCCGUCGGCAGACGCGGCUCACAGCUCUCGACCUCAUUGCCUUCCUGGCUACUGAAGAUGACCCCAAACAGUGGCUCCACCAGGACGAGAGAGAGAUGACUGACAUCAUCGCCACCAUCAGAGAGUCGAACCUGAAGCUGACCCUGGCGUUCGGGAUCGGGAUGCAUCAUGCAGGCCUUCACGAGCGGGACAGGAAGACGGUGGAAGAACUCUUCGUCAACUGUAAGAUUCAGGUGUUAAUUGCGACGAGCACGCUGGCGUGGGGCGUCAACUUUCCUGCCCACCUGGUGAUCGUAAAGGGCACAGAAUACUACGACGGAAAGACCAGGCGCUAUGUGGAUUACCCCAUAACAGAUGUUCUCCAGAUGAUGGGGCGGGCAGGGCGGCCGCAGUUCGAUGACCAGGGCAAGGCUGUUAUCCUUGUGCACGACAUCAAGAAGGACUUUUAUAAGAAGUUCCUGUACGAGCCGUUCCCUGUGGAGUCUAGUCUUCUUAGUGUGCUCUCCGACCACUUGAAUGCAGAAAUCGCAGCAGGCACGGUCACCUCAAAGCAGGACGCCAUGGAUUACAUCACCUGGACGUAUUUCUUCCGCAGACUGGUCAUGAACCCUAGCUACUAUAAUUUGGACGACAUCAGCCAUGAAACCAUUAAUAAAUACCUGUCAAACCUGGUGGAGAGGAGUCUGAGGGAUCUGGAAUGUUCCUACUGCAUGGAGAUACAACAGGACGAGCAAACCAUCGAGCCCCUGACAUACGGCCGCAUUUCAUCCUAUUAUUACCUGAAACACCAGACCAUCCGCAUGUUCAAAGAGCGCCUGAAGCCCGAGCUGCCGGUCCACGAGUUGCUGGCCAUCCUGUCGCGCACAGCUGCCCUGCUCCGACUACGGGACCGACACCAAAACUGUGCUGGACAACGCCAUACGCAUCUGCCAGGCUAUGCUGGAUGUGGUGGCGAAUGAAGGCUGGCUUGUGUCCGCGCUGAGUCUCUGUAAUCUGGUCCAGAUGAUCAUCCAGGCCCGAUGGCUGCACGAUUCCUCCCUGCUCACACUCCCUCACAUCCAGAAGCAGGAGCUCUAUGUCUUCAGGAGGUGGAGCUCCAGAGGUGUGAGGGCUGGAUGUGGCCACCAAGGCCCAAUCGAAGGUCUUCCUGAGCUGAUUGCUGCCUGUGAUGGAAAAGAGGACAUCUUUACGUCUAUGGUGAAGGAAGUGCUGCAACCCAAUCAGAUCUCUCAG
This is a messenger RNA of Danio rerio (zebrafish), 5929 nucleotides long. The record is from RefSeq and is a predicted model, not a curated record. Lineage: Eukaryota; Metazoa; Chordata; Actinopteri; Cypriniformes; Danionidae.